AAUCCCGAAUAUGACAUGGUCUGGAUACCCCACAAUUUGCUGCGGAAUGCCGGCCUUCUUAUGAACGUGAAUAUCGUGGCCAAACUCCAUCGUUUGGCACGACUGGCCAUCAUGGAUGAUACUCACGACGUGGACGCCAACUGCGAUGGCCCCGAUCUGGAUUUCAUCUAUGCCGAUGUGGAUAGCUAUCAGAAUGAAAUCGCCGAACUCUACAGUUACACAGAGUUCAGUGAAUUCCAAAUGAAUGUGAAAGCGUUCGAAGAUCAAAUGGAACUGUACGAUUUGCCACCGAAUUGGCAGAAACAGGAUGCCGCCUCGCAGCGGAGCAUUGUGAUGAAACUGGUCGAUCAAUUGGAGGUGUCGGAUCGAUCGUUUCGCAUGCAGGCGGCACGCUGCAUCCUUUAUCUGGCGCAAGGAUGCUGGGCCGAGGUGCAAUCGGAUGAGGAACAGCAUCAGAAUACCAGGGACAAUGUCAUCGUCCUCUAUCAGCUGGGCGUGUUCUCCUCGUUCAUUGAUUUGCUCAACAUGGAGAUCGAAACUGCCUGCUCCCCCGACAUUGUGGCGGUGAAGAUCACCAAUGUCACCCUCGUCGAUUCCACAGAUAUACGAGUCAUCCUUUCCGUAUUGUACAUCAUCACAGAGACGAUUCGCGAUGAGCGUGAGAAGGCCAGCGAGGAUUACACACAACUCGCCGAAUCCUUUGUCCAGGAGAUAAAUAGUCCACUCCCCGAUGGCGAAUUGCUUGCCGUCAAGCUGCUGGGGAUGAUUACGCGCUUCUGUAGCGGCGCUGCUCCGCAAUUUCCGAUGAAAAAGGUUGUGCUGCUGCUGUGGAAGGUGUCGCUGCUGGGCUUAGGUGGCAUGGAUGUCCUCAAGAAUCUCAAGAACGAGUACAGAGUCAAGGUCGGGCUGGAUCCGAUCACCGAGGACACGCUGGAGGUCACCAAAUGCAUGCGCGCCAGCUCACCGCCCGCAACGGCAACGGAUAUAUUGGAGAAUCAGUAUCCCAAGCGGAAUUUCAAACGGUCGCUGAUGAAGCAACGUUUCCUCGACGAACCAGAGCAGAUCGACAUGGAGAUGUCGGGCAAUGAGGGUGGCCCCAAUUCAAACAAUGGCAACUCCUCGACGGGCGGCAACAAUACAGGCAAUGGCGAGGAUGAGCUCUCCCAGUACUAUCGGCCCUUUGAUGAUCCCUCUGCUUCCACGUCGGGCAACAAUAGCAACAACAUUAGCGGUGGUAAUGGCGGCGGCGGCACACAAACAGCGAAUCCCAACAAUCAACCAAGUCUUACACAACAGACGCCGGCAAUGCCGGCCAUGCAGAUAACGGCGCGUCUGCCAUGGACGCCCAAGGUGCGCCAGAAGGACAUUGAUCAGUUCUUGGAUAUAUCGCGAAAUAAAUUCAUCGGAUACUCUCUGAUUGGGGAUCACGAAAGUCUGGCGGGUUUGCCGCAACCGAUUCACGAGGGUUUCAAGACGCUUCAGCGUCACAUGUAUGUCAGUUUAGCGGACAUGCAGAUCAAGAAGGAGGAGGAUAUUGCACGGAAUCCAAUCUCAACGCACGAGGACGAGAUCAAGCUGACGCCCGCCGAGAUCCUCUAUCAGGCCAUACUGCCUAACUUGCCGCAGUAUAUGAUUGCGCUGCUGAAAGUCUUGCUCGCCGCCUCGCCUACAUCCAAAUCGAAGACGGAGAGCAUCAACAUCAUGGCUGAUGUGCUGCCCAAGAAGAUGCCGUUGACGGCUACGCAAUCGACGAAACUAACUGUGGACAUGGGUCGCCACAAGGAGAUCAUUGUGAAGGCCGUCUCGGCAAUUAUUCUGCUCUAUCUGAAGCAUUUCAAGAUCAAUCAUGUGUAUCAGUUUGAGUUCAUGUCACAGCAUCUGGUCUUUGCCAAUUGUAUACCGUUGGUGCUCAAGUUCUUCAAUCAAACGAUUACGGAAUAUGUGAACACAAAGAAUUCGAUACCACUGCUGGAUUUCCCAUCGUGUGUGAUUGGCGAGCAACCGGAUUUGAGUGGCGAUAGUUUCGUUUAUGGCGGCGAAAUGUCCGACAAACCCUAUUCCUGGCGCAAUGUCUUCUCCUGCAUCAAUCUGCUGCGUAUCUUAAACAAGCUCAUCAAGUGGAAGCAUUCACGUGUCAUGAUGCUGGUCGUCUUCAAAUCGGCGCCGAUAUUAAAGAAGACCCUUAAGGUGCGCCAUGCCAUGAUGCAGCUGUAUGUGCUGAAGCUGUUGAAGAUGCAGACCAAGUAUUUGGGGCGUCAGUGGCGCAAAUCGAAUAUGAAGACUCUGAGUGCCAUCUAUUCGAAGGUGCGGCAUCGCCUCAACGAUGACUGGGCCUUUGGCAAUGAUCUCGAGUCGAGACCGUGGGACUUCCAGGCGGAGGAGUGCACACUGCGCGCCUGCGUCGAUCGUUUCAAUCUGCGUCGCUAUCCGGAGGCGACGCAAAAGUGUGGCGCCGGUGGCGGUGGUGGUGCUGGUGGUGGCGGUGGUGGCAACAAUGGCACUGCUGCUCAGAACGCCGAGAAUGCCCAGCAAUCGAAUAUGCACGCGGGCAACGGCAGCGGCGAUCGGGAUUCCAAUGGUUAUGGCAACAAUGGAAGCAGUGUCGGCGGUGGUGGUGGUGGUGGCACCAUCAACAGUGGUCAACAGCACCAGCAGCAGCAGCAGUUGCACGAUUAUGGCGUCGAAGGUGGCUUCCCCAGCGAUGAGAUACUCACCCAUUCAGACUUUGCCUUCUUCGGGCAUUCGGGCUGGUGGGAUCGCAAGGUGGAGCUGACGGAUUACUUUAAGGCCAACUAUGCCGUUUGGCUCGAGGAGGAGGUGUACAACAGUCAAACCGACUGGGAUGCGCUCUAAAGCUGUUGUUACUGGAUCGGAAGCAUUAACUCGGCAGCAUAUUUAAGCAUAAAGUUAUUAACAUAAUCUUAAGCAUAUAAAGUUGACAAUUGAUAUAAUCGCAACCAUCAUGUAACCAAUGCCGCAAGUCAGCCGCAAUUGCAACAAGGCCCCGGCACCAAACUUAACUCAUUCGAAAAAAAAUACGAUUGGCAAUAAAUUUUUGUGCAUGCAGCAAAUAAGACAA
Molecule: messenger RNA, 3079 nt
Organism: Drosophila grimshawi
Lineage: Eukaryota; Metazoa; Arthropoda; Insecta; Diptera; Drosophilidae
Gene: Strip
Product: striatin-interacting protein 1 homolog
Exons: 4
Coding region: 16-2853 (945 amino acids)
Biological process (GO): cytoskeleton organization
Cellular component (GO): cytosol
Source: RefSeq, a predicted model, not a curated record